UAUCAGUAAAAGAGUAUUUCGGUCCAUAUAGUGUUUGGCUGCACGUGGUUAACCUCUAAUCAUUUCUUCGUAUAUAUCGUGAAAAUGUUCCGUAAAUAUUUUAUUAUAUUAUUAUAAUAUAUAAUAUAUAAUGCAAAAAUAUUAGCAUGUAUAAAAAAGAGAUGAAAAACCUCGAGGACAUAGUUAGGGUGAAGCAAGAGCCGAACGAGACUUGGUCAGAUACGGUGGACUCUUGUGAAUCGAACAACUUUAGAGCAUUAACUUUUGGUGGAUCGUCAGCUACUCACUUGAAUGAGGGUAUGGCGUUGCAGGAAAAGUUAGAUGAAAAACUUUUCGUAGAUAGUGAGUACCGGGAUAUCAAAACUGAAUGGAAGCCAUUAUCGACGAGUAUCAACAAAACAGAGUACCAAAAUUAUCCGUCAAUUGUAAAAAUAGAAAACGAAAGUCAGAAGAAUGACAAGAAUGAAAAUAUGCUCAUUGUUUUUGAGUGUAAGAAUGUUAAGCCAGAACUGAAAUUUUUAUCGAAUGCCGCUUGCAAAACUGAGCCACAAAAUUGUCUACCUAUUGUGAAAGUAGAAAAUAAUCAAAUUCAGACAAAUAAUUUCAAUGAAAAAGAACAGGAAAUUUUGGUAAAAAACGAGUUCAUUGACGAUAACGGUCCAAUUCAAGUAAAUCUUCAAUUGAAAUUUGAAGAAUAUAAGGAGGCGAAAACAUCGAAUACAACUUCUCAAAACAUUGAAUCAUCUUAUGAGUGUCAAAAAUGUCGAAAAAUUUUUAAGGGAGGAGCCAGUUUGAAUGCACAUAUGAAUGCAACACAUAAAAGCCUUAGACUACAGGAAUUUGAGAUUUGCCGCAAGUCAUUUGGAAACCAAUGCACUUUCACAAAUCGCGCAAACGAAGUACACGAUAGUAUCAAACCUUUUGAAUGUGAAAUUUGUCAAAAAUCGUUUAGACUAAGACAUCACCUUAAAUCUCACAUAAAUGGAGUACAUGAUGGCAUCAAACCAUUCGCAUGUGAGAUUUGUCACAAGUCAUACGGCCGCAAGGAAACCCUUCGAUCUCAUAUCAAGACAGUGCAUAAUCUUCGCAAACCCUUCGAAUGCGAGAUUUGUCUUAAAUCAUUUGGAUACCAGCAUCACCUCAAAGCUCACGUAAAAACAGUGCAUGAUCCUUGUAAACCUUUUCAAUGUGACAUUUGUCAUAAAUUAUUCGAAGAUAAAGGUAACCUCAAAUCUCAUAUAAUUGCAUUGCAUAAUCGUAGCAACCCCUUCGAAUGUGAAAUUUGUCAUAAAUCAUUUGGAUGUCAGAGCACCUUGAAAAGUCACGCAAUUACAGUACAUAUUCGUAGCAAACCUUUCGAAUGUAAAAUUUGCUGGAAAUCAUUUUCACUAAGACAUCACCUUAAAUCUCACAUAAAUGGAGUACAUGAUUGCAUCAAACCAUUCGCAUGUGAGAUUUGUCACAAGUCAUACGGCCGCAAGGAAACCCUUCGAUCUCAUAUCAAGAUAAUACAUGAUCGGGUCAAACCCUUUGGAUGUGAAAUAUGUCAUAACUCAUUUGGAUAUCAGAACACCUUGAAAAGUCACGCAAUGACAGCACAUAUUCACAACCCUUUUGAAUGUAAAAUUUGCGGGAAAUCAUUUUCACUAAGACAUCACCUUAAAUCUCACAUAAAUGGAGUACAUGAUUGCAUCAAACCAUUCGCAUGUGAUAUUUGUCACAAAUCUUUCCAACGAAAAGAAACUCUUCAAAUUCACACAACUACAGUACAUGAUCGUAUUAAACCGUUCAAAUGUGAGAUUUGUCGCAAAUCAUUUGGACUUAAAUGUGGCCUCAAAGCUCACGUAAAUACAGUACAUGAUCGGAUCAAAUCCUUGAAUGUGAAAUUUGUCACAAGUGGUACGGCCGUAACGAAACCCUCCAAUCUCACAUAAAGUUUGUACACAAUCGAAUCAAACCCUUCGAAUGUCAUAUUUGUCAUAAAUCAUUCGCAUACAACUAUCACCUCAAAACUCAUAUAAAUGAAGUACAUAUUUGUAGCAAAUCAUUUGAAUGUCAAAUAUGCCACAAAUUAUACGUCCGCAAGGAUACUUUAAGAACUCACAUGAAUACCUACCAUGCAUUAAAUUGAAGAUUUUAAAAAUUUCGAUUUUUUUACGCGUAAUUGUGACGCAACAAAGCCUUCUGUAAUCGCAUAAAUAUGCU
Molecule: messenger RNA, 2205 nt
Organism: Trichogramma pretiosum
Lineage: Eukaryota; Metazoa; Arthropoda; Insecta; Hymenoptera; Trichogrammatidae
Product: gastrula zinc finger protein XlCGF26.1-like
Exons: 3
Coding region: 147-1934 (595 amino acids)
Biological process (GO): regulation of transcription by RNA polymerase II
Cellular component (GO): nucleus
Molecular function (GO): DNA-binding transcription factor activity, RNA polymerase II-specific; RNA polymerase II transcription regulatory region sequence-specific DNA binding
Source: RefSeq, a predicted model, not a curated record